Molecule: messenger RNA, 2544 nt
Organism: Pleurotus ostreatus (oyster mushroom)
Lineage: Eukaryota; Fungi; Basidiomycota; Agaricomycetes; Agaricales; Pleurotaceae
Exons: 4
Coding region: 1-2544 (847 amino acids)
Source: RefSeq, a predicted model, not a curated record
AUGGUUUUAACCACCCCGCAACUGAACAAUGUGCUGAAUACCCUUCGCGAUGACUUCAAUACAAGCCCUGGUGAAGUCUUUCUACUGUUCCUUUGCAAUACUGCAAACGGCGAGGAUCAGCGUGGCGUUUCCGCCGGCAUAAUCGAGUACGCACCCAAGAUCUUGACAGCCAUGGAGAGCCAUCAGAGCUUAUCAAGAGUGUUCUUUGAUAAGGCGAAGGAGUUGGUUGUUUGCCGGUGUACGAACGAAGUGGCUGAGCUGUCAUUGAAAGUACAUAACGGCCAUUUCAAUGCGAAGACUAUGACGGAGGAACAAAUUCGUGCGUACAAAGUUGGAGAGGCAGUCGAGAAGACGAGCCGACUGGCUCCAGUCUUAUGGCAGUUUUUGAUGUCACUGCUCUCGUCAGAUGAAGACAUCAGGAUCCGAAGGAUCGAACUUGCACGGCGACGACACGAAAAGCGAUCAGGUAGCGAACGAAAGACUGAACGAUCUGGCGAUAUUGAAAUGAGCAACGAUGGAGGUGAAGAAGGAGGGGAAGAGGACAACGAUGAUGACAGAUACUUCGAGGAUAGCAAUGAUGAAUGGGACGAUGGAAUCGAUCAGGCAAUGGGACGUCGACAGAAGCUGAUGAAGAUCCGUGGCCUUCUCUGCGCCAGUAUCUUUCUAAAGAGUACAAAUCAGCACUGCAACGCCUUUCAAAGUGUUGUUGGAAUGUUUCUAAACGCGACGAAUACACCAGAGACUGUUCGAGAGUUCCUCUCUUCGUUAGGUGUCUCGAUUACAACGUCAUCGAUUAAUUUGGCCGUUCAAAGUUUGUCAACGGGCGCGCGAAAGCGAAUGGAGGAGUUGGGGAGGUCGUUUCGUGUGCUAUUUGCAUACGAUAACCUGGAUAUGGAAAUGAAGCAAUCAGUGCCGACUGUAGAGACCGAACAAGACAACCUUGUCCAUUUGACGACAGGCACCAUGCUGCCUCUCCAUCCAGACGUUACGCAAGAGGAUCUUGAUUGUUCGGAAGAAUUGUGGGAACGCUGCCCACCAGGAAAGCCGUCGGGCGUACCAUGGAUGAAUCUCGCGAAGAUUCAUGCCAACCCAGCAGACAGCGAGGGACUCCUUCAACGCGACCGCUUCAAUCGGUGGAAGUUCCUCUAUGACCUGGUACACCAUGGACCUGAAUACUUCAGGCAAUUCAAAAGCAAUCUUGGCAGUGCGGAGGUCCUGAAGGCCGUCAAGCCUCACCGGACAUUCCAGGUGCCCAAUCGAACAUUAGAUCUUGCUCCGAGCACCCCCGCAACCAAUGCGCGAGCCAUCGAGGAGUUACUGGCACAGGCAGGAAUAGAAGAGCCUAAGGAAGGAAGCAAUGCCGUCAACAUAGGAAACCAAGUACUACUUAUUUCGGGGGAUUUACUCACUGGCGAACGGAUUCGAAGCUUGCUAGUUUCACGAUCAGAAGAACGAACGCCAUGGCGGCGUAUGCAGUUUGUCGUAUAUGUAAUGGGGUUGUUCCACCUUAAAAUGGCUGCUGCGGAAGCAAUCUGGCGAAUCUUUAUUCGAGACAAAAAUGCACGGCAGGACAAGACAAGUCUAAUGGAACUUUUGAGCCAAAUCCGACCACAGGAAACAGGGAAACUUGGAAGCAAACCGGGGUUUCGUCGAAUGCACGAGGCGAUCGAACAUAUAGGAACAGUCCUUCGUCUCGAUUGUUGGAGGCUUCUGGCGGUAGAAACCAACGAAGAUUGCAAAUCGUUAGAUGACCUUGCGGACCAAAAACCUGAAUGGAAGGAAUUAGUUGAAAUGGCGACAAAAUUGUGCCGAACACAAGUUGCUGCCCCUGAUAUAGAGGAGACGAUGCGCAGUGCAGACGAAGAGGAGCGCGAUGCUCAGCAUGAGAAUAACUUGAUACGCCAGCAAUAUUUCUUGCUGUACGAGGAGUUAUCGUAUGGGAUGAAUCAUGGGGAUAUCGACCGUAUCGAGUCGUGCUUCGUGCCUUGGAUAAUGAUCUUCGCGGGCUGUGGAAAGCAUAAGUAUGCCGCCGAAUUGCAGUGGUACCUUGAGGACGUUCACUUUCGCUAUCCACCUGGUUUGAAAGAGGCCGUUCGGAAUAAUAUACUCUGCAACCCCACGGGGGAAGCAGGGAAAUUCCGUGGAAUUGACUGGCUUGUUGAGCACAAUAACCUGUAUAUCAAGAGGAUAUAUGGAGGAAAGUAUUCGAACCAUACAAAAGAGCAUAUCAUAUCGCAAUCCCCGCUCAUCCAGGUCUAUAAAGACACUAGGAUGCAGUUCGAACAAAUGUUCUGCUUGGAGCACAAAACUAUACGACACUCUCCCCCGAAGAUGACAAAGACAUUUCAAAUACUUGCCGAAUAUAUGAGAAAAGAAAAAGUAAACGAAGUAGUCCGCGGUCGAAAAACAAAGUAUAUGGUACCCGACGUAAUGGGCGAAGGAUUAGCAACCGUUUUCAAGAAACGGGGAUUAAGUAAUCUAGUGGAGGAUGGAGAAGACGAGGAGUUGAUUGAGCUUCAAGACGAUGGUGGAUUGGACUUGUAG